AUGGAUAGCCUGAAAAUUAGGUUGGAAUUACACAAAGAGCCCAGGGCAGAGGAGUCGAAGUCAAAGUUGAAGCUGGAAUUAAGUAAUAACGGUAACAAUGGUAAUAACGGUAAUAACAGUAACAAUGGUAAUAACGGUAACAACUGUAAUAACGGCAACAAUGGUAAUACCGGUAACAAUGGUAAUAACGGUAACAAUGGUAAUAACGGUAACAAUGGCAAUAACGGCAAUACCGGUAAUAACGGUAACAAUGGUAAUAACGGUAAUAACUGUAAUAACGGCAACAAUGGUAACAACGGUAACAAUGGUAAUAACGGUAACACCGGUAAUAACGGUAAUAACGGUAACAAUGGUAAUAACGGCAACAAUGGUAAUAACGGUAAUAACGGUAAUAACUGUAAUAACGGCAACAAUGGUAAUAACGGUAACAAUGGUAAUAACGGUAACAACGGUAAUAAUGGUGAUAACGGUAAUAACGGUAACAAUGGUAAUAACGGCAACAACGGUAAUAUUGGCGACAACGGUAAUAACGGUAACAAUGGCAAUAACGGUAACAAUGGUAAUAACGGUAACAAUGGUAAUAACGGUGAUAACGGUAAUAACGGUAAUAACAGCGAUAAUGGUAAUAACGGUAAUAACGGCGAUAACAGCGUCAACGGCGAUAAUGGUAAUAAUAACGGUGAUAACAGUGAUAACGGCGAUAACGGUAAUAAUAACGGUGAAAACGGUGAUAACGGUAAUAAUAACGGUGAUAACAGUAAUAAUAACGGUGAUAACGGCGAUAAUGGUAAUAACGGUAACAACUGUAAUAACGGUGAUAACAGUGAUAACGGCGAUAACGGUAAUAAUAACGGUGAUAAUGGUAAUAAUAACGGCGAAAACAGUGAUAACGGUAAUAAUAACGGUGAUAACGGUGAUACUGGUAAUAAUAACGGUGAUAACGGUGAUAAUGGUAAUAAUAACGGUGAAAACGGUGAUAACGGUAAUAAUAACGGUGAUAACGGUGAUAACGGUAAUGCCGGUAACAACGGUGAUAAUGGUAAUAAUAAUGGUGAUAACUGUAAUACUGGUAGCAACGGUGAUAAUGGUAAUAAUAACGGUGAAAACGGUGAUAACGGUAAUAAUAACGGUGAUAACGGUGAUAAAGGUAAUAAUAACGGUAAUAACGGCGAUAAAGGUAAUAAUAACGGCGAUAACGGUAAUAACAACGGUGAUAACGGUGAUAAAGGUAAUAAUAACUGCAAUAACGGUGAUAAAGGUAAUAAUAACGGUAAUAACGGUGAUAUCGGUAAUAAUAACGGUGAUAACGGUGAUAACAGUGAUAACGGUAACAACGGUGAUAACGGUGAUAAAGGUAAUAAUAACGGGGAAAACGGUGAUAAAGGUAAUAAUAACGGUAAUAACGGUGAUAACGGCAAUAAUAACAGUAAUAACAGUGAUAACGGUGAUAACGGUAAUAAUAUCGGCGAUAACGGUGAUAAAGGUAAUAAUAACGGCAAUAACGGUGAUAACGGUAAUAACAACGGUGAUAACGGUGAUAAAGGUAAUAAUAACUGUAAUAACGGUGAUAAAGGUAAUAAUAACGGUAAUAACGGUGAUAAAGGUAAUAAUAACGGUAAUAACGGUGAUAACGGUAAUAAUAACGGUGAUAACAGUGACAACGGUAACAACGGUGAUAACGGUGAUAACGGUGAUAAAGGUAAUAAUAACGGUGAAAACGGUGAUAAAGGUAAUAAUAACGGCAACAACGGUGAUAAAGGUAAUAAUAACGGUAAUAACGGUGAUAACGGUAAUAACGGUAAUAACGGUGAUAACGGUGAUAACGGUGAUAAAGGUAAUAAUAACGGUGAAAACGGUGAUAAAGGUAAUAAUAACGGUGAAAACGGCGAUAACGGUAAUAAUAACGGUAAUAACGGUGACAACGGUGAUAACGGUAAUAAGAACGGUAAUAACGGUGAUAACGGUGAUACCGGUAAUAAUAACGGUGAUAACGGUAAAAAUAACGGUGAUAACGGUAAAAAUAACAGUGAUAACGGUAAAAAAUAA
Molecule: messenger RNA, 2046 nt
Organism: Oncorhynchus tshawytscha (Chinook salmon)
Lineage: Eukaryota; Metazoa; Chordata; Actinopteri; Salmoniformes; Salmonidae
Product: probable cyclin-dependent serine/threonine-protein kinase DDB_G0292550
Exons: 2
Coding region: 1-2046 (681 amino acids)
Source: RefSeq, a predicted model, not a curated record